AUGCCUCCACCAAAGAAAAACCCCAAAAAAUAUGUACAGCAAACGCUGACCAAUAUACUUGCUGCUUCAAAACGAGAUUCUGAAGACCAUAAGUAUCCAAAUAAGAAGCGUAAAAGUUUAGAUAAAAGUAACAUACCUAAUGAGGUCAUAUCUGGUAAAGAACCAAAAAAGCCAAAGCUUCGUGUAAAACAGCAAGAAACAGUGAAUGAUUCUUAUGAAGAUAUGUCUGAGGAUGAACUAGAUACACAAGAAAGAGCUGAACCCGAAUCUGACGAGGAAUUCGAAAACGAAGCUCGAAAUAUUUUGAUAUCUAAAGAAAUAGAAACCUCCGAAAAAAACGACAAAGUUGUAAAGCAAGCUAAAUUAACUUUCCAUAAUGAGGGUCUUUCACCUGCAGAAAAAAUUCUUAACGAAUUUGAUUUAAAUUAUAAAUAUGGACCAUGUGUUGGACUGAAACGAUUAGAUCGUUGGAAAAGAGCUAAGAAAUUUGGGUUGAAUCCACCAUUGGAGGUUAAGGAAUUAUUGAUGACAACUGCUGGACUUGAAGAAAGCAUAUUUAAUGGAAGA
Messenger RNA from Dentiscutata erythropus, 567 nucleotides. NCBI's taxonomy places the organism in Eukaryota, Fungi, Glomeromycota, Glomeromycetes, Diversisporales, Gigasporaceae. The record is from the annotation of a GenBank genome assembly.